UGUUUAUAAACAAAGUAGAUCAAAUCUUUAUGCUACAUAGCGGUCCCCACCAACAUAUACCUACGCUGGGCUGGUUUCAAUCGAACUAGCUGUUGUGUCUCACAACCCGAACGAUCAGGCGAGUCUUCAGCUAAAGCAGUACGGCACAAGCCCACCGGUUAUUAAGAGCCACCUCUUUUAUAUACCCACUAGCAAAGCUCCCACAAUCGCUGAGUUUCCAAUCCCAGCAGCAACGGCAACAACCCUCACGUCCCGUAGAACAGCAAUGCAGACAAUAACUUGCAGCAGUCACCGAAACACUACAAUGAUGCCAACAGCGUAAACAAAACCAACAUUUAUGCGCAGCAAACACAUAGCGGCAUGCACUCCUCAUUGCAUGCCAUUUGUUAUCCUCUUUCUCGGAAAACUCUAGCCGUUCGUUUGGCCGCUGUCAAUUCGAACUCAAGUAAUGGCUGAACAGCAGUUCUGACAUAACGUUCCACCUUAUUAUACCACCUUGAUCCUAACCUUUCUCUCCUAGGUGACAUCCCUAUAGCAAAGAAUCCAACAGGCAAGAAAAAAACAAAGGAUCAAAACAAACGAGAAAAGUUACCAUCCCCCGAUCGAUAGAUCAAUAUUCUAUCGACUGCUUCUCAAUUGUUGCUCAUUCGGUCCGCGCAACAGCUCGUUUCGAAUGUCAGGAUCAGGAGGUCGAUUUUUUCAGAAUCCGUUUCAGGAUUAUAACGGUGGCCAAGUCGUGAAAAACGAUGACCAUAUCCGCGGAUUGAUCCAGUCGUACGUGAAUCUAGUCGUAGACAACACGAAACCUGACAGAAAUAGUGACCAUAGGGGAGAUUUAUAUGUGGGCGAUGCUGGCAUUGCUUUCAUGUUCUUGAAGCUAUACGAAGGAGGACUCUUUGGGGCGAAUGCUUUGCAAUAUGCCAAACAGUAUGUCGGCAGUGCGAAAGCGAAAGCUGUGCGCUACACAGGCCGAGCGGAGGAGAGAUGUUCGUUUCUUUGCGGAAAUGCAGGGAUUUACGCGGUGUCUGCUGUUAUUUGCCAUAAGAUGGGACAAAGGCAGGAGAUGGAUGAGGAUCUGAGAAAUUUUGCAUCUGGGAUAGCCGUUUGCAAAAAGAUUGAUUUCAAUAAGAAUGGAAGUGAUGAGCUACUUUUUGGGAGAGCAGGAUACUUGAGUGGAAUUUAUUGGCUGCAUCAGACCAUCGACAAAAAAUUGUUCGCUCAUGAAACGAUGAACGCAAUUUCCGGCGUUAUUAUUGAAAGUGGAAAACGUUACUCCGCUGCACAUCGAAGUCCCAUCCCGCUUAUGUAUCACUGUUGGGGAGACGAGUAUCUUGGGGCGGCUCAUGGGGUUUCUUCUAUCAUGCAUAUGUUACUCGAAUCACCAUUCCAAGGAAACCCUAACAGUAACGAAAUGGCUGCUGUGCGAGCCACUGUCAAUAGUCUAUUAUCGCUGCAGGAUGCCGAAGGAAAUUUUCCGGUAACCUUACAGGAUUAUUUACAACGAACUGGAGAUGAAACACUCGUUCACUGGUGCCACGGCGCACCGGGGAUAGUUUAUCUUAUGGCCAAAGCAUAUCUUGUUUUUAAGGACCAAAAAUAUCUACAAUCAUGCGUGCGUUGCGCGGACCUCGUUUGGCGUAAGGGACUGUUACGCAAAGGACCGGGCAUUUGCCACGGCGUUGCUGGCAGUGGAUACGUCUUCCUGCUACUAUAUAGACUGACCGCGGACCCCAAAUACCUCUACCGGGCGAUAAAGUUCAUGGAGUUUCUGACUCACGAAGAGUUCAUCCGGUAUGCACGUAACCCAGAUCGUCCGUUCAGUUUGUACGAGGGAUACGCUGGUACUGUGUGCUUCCUUCUGGACUUACUGCGACCGGAGCGAGCCAGCUUUCCGUUUAUGGAUGUGUUCGAAACUAAGUGUUAGGUUAUUGAAUUCUGAACCCCUUUGGGUUUGGCGAUGUUUAGAUGUACUUCACGCGAAUAAAUUAAUUUAUUGAUUCCUUUAACGAC
Molecule: messenger RNA, 2010 nt
Organism: Toxorhynchites rutilus septentrionalis
Lineage: Eukaryota; Metazoa; Arthropoda; Insecta; Diptera; Culicidae
Product: lanC-like protein 3 homolog
Exons: 2
Coding region: 674-1924 (416 amino acids)
Biological process (GO): peptide modification; carbohydrate metabolic process
Cellular component (GO): plasma membrane
Source: RefSeq, a predicted model, not a curated record